AGUGGGUGGGGCCUGGAGGCAACUAAAGCGGCAUAGGGCGAGGGCGGGGCCGGCAGGCCGGGGCGGGGCUGGGGAAGUAGUCGGGCGGGGUUGUGAGACGCCGCGCUCAGCUACCAUCGCUGGGCGGUCAACAAGUGCGGGCCUGGCUGAGCGCGGCGGGGCGCGGAGACCGGGAGGCGACCGGGAGCGGCUGGGUUCCCGGCUGCGCGCCCUUCGGCCAGGCCGGGAGCCGCGCCAGUCGGAGCCCCCGGCCCAGCGUGGCCCGCCUCCUUCUCGGCGUCCACCUGUCCGGGGUACUGCCAGCGGGCAUGACCGACCCACUAGGGGCGCCGCCGCCGGCGCUCGCAGGCCGCGGAUGAAGAAGAAAACCCGGCGCCGCUCAACCCGGAGCGAGGAGUUGACCCUGAGUGAGGAAGGGACCCGGAGUGAAGAGGAGAUGAAUCAGAGCCAGGAGGUGACCCGGGACGAGGAGGUGACCAGGGAGGAAAUGGCGGCAGCUGGGCUCACCGUGACUGUCACCCACAGCAAUGAGAAGCACGACCUUCAUGUUACCCCACAGCAGGGCAGCAGUGAACCAGUUGUCCAAGACCUGGCCCAGGUUGUUGAAGAGGUCAUAGGGGUUCCACAGUCUUUUCAGAAACUCAUAUUUAAGGGAAAAUCUCUGAAGGAAAUGGAAACACCGUUGUCAGCACUUGGAAUACAAGAUGGUUGCCGGGUCAUGUUAAUUGGGAAAAAGAACAGUCCACAGGAGGAGGUUGAACUAAAGAAGUUGAAACAUUUGGAGAAGUCUGUGGAGAAGGUAGCUGACCAGCUGGAAGAGUUGAAUAAAGAGCUUACUGGAAUCCAGCAGGGUUUUCUGCCCAAGGAUUUGCAAGCUGAAGCUCUCUGCAAACUUGAUAGGAGAGUAAAAGCCACAAUAGAGCAGUUUAUGAAGAUCUUGGAGGAGAUUGACACACUGAUCCUGCCAGAAAAUUUCACAGACAGUAGAUUGAAAAGGAAAGGCUUGGUAAAAAAGGUUCAGGCAUUCCUAGCCGAGUGUGACACAGUGGAGCAGAACAUCUGCCAGGAGACCGAGCGGCUGCAGUCUACAAACUUUGCCCUGGCCGAGUGAGGUGUGGCAGAAAAAGGCUGUGCUGCCCUGAAGAAUGGUGCCACCAGCUCUGCCGUCUCUGGAGCGGAAUUUACCUGAUUUCUUCAGGGCUGCUGGGAGCAACUGGCCAUUUGCCAAUUUUCCUACUCUCACACCGGUUCUCAAUGAAAAAUAGUGUCUUUGUGAUUUUGAGUAAAGCUCCUAUCUGUUUUCUC
Messenger RNA from Symphalangus syndactylus (siamang), 1305 nucleotides. RefSeq names its product BAG cochaperone 1 (gene BAG1). Gene Ontology annotation, molecular function: protein-folding chaperone binding; adenyl-nucleotide exchange factor activity. Lineage: Eukaryota; Metazoa; Chordata; Mammalia; Primates; Hylobatidae. Gene Ontology annotation, biological process: protein stabilization. The record is from RefSeq and is a predicted model, not a curated record. Gene Ontology annotation, cellular component: membrane; cytoplasm; nucleus.